ACGCACUGCGAGCUCAUUCCUCGACCGAGUCGCGUGAAAGUUGGACGCAAAACGAACCAUACAAAAAUGUGCCACAAAUUCGGAUUCGUUUUGCUCGCGUCCAUCGUGGGCGCCAUUUGGGCCCAGGAGCAACCCUACUACCUGCAGCAGUGUCCCCGGGAUGAGGCUCAGAUCAACGACUGUCUGCGGGAGAGCGGCAACAAGCUGGUCCACUAUCUGCAGAAGGGCGUGCCCGAGCUGGACAUCUACGAGAUUGAGCCAGUGAUGAUCGAUGAGAUCGGCAUUGUCCUGGGCAGCGGUCCGGACGGCUAUCGCGCUCUCUUCCGCAACAUCCAGGCCUAUGGCGUGAGCAACAUAACUGUCACCAAUAUCCGCUCCGACUUGGACUCGCUGCAGUUCCAGCUGACGUGCGAGAUACCCCGCAUACGCGUCAAGGCUCAGUACCGAUCCACAGGUGUUCUGAUCUUGGUGAAGGCCUCCGGUGCCGGCGACUACUGGGGCGAGUAUGAGGGCGUCAAGGCCAAGAUCUACUUCAAGGCGGUGGCCAAUGAGGGAGCUGAUGGACGCACUUACUUGACCACCGACUCGGUGAAGAUGGACUUCAAUGUGAAGGAAAUACAGAUGGGCGUGGAUAACAUUGCCAAUGGCAAUUCAGUCAUACGUAAGCUUAGAUCUUCAGUCCCUGAGAAUCACAUGCGGGAAUCUACUCACAAUCUCCUCCCAUUAACAGAGGCUGCUCUCAAUCUGUUCAUCAACUCGAACUCCCAGGAGCUGCUCAAGGAAAUGAAGCCGGCGCUGAGGACGAAACUCACUCUGGUCAUCAGGAACUUUAUGGAUCGCAUAUUCGCCAAGAUCCCCCUGGAUGAAUGGAUCAACUUAAACUAGUUCUCCAUGAGACACUGUUCUACUUCUAAGUCCUAAUGUAUUGCACAGAGUUCAAGCUAAAUAAACAAAAAUAGUACGAAAAA
This is a messenger RNA of Drosophila obscura, 968 nucleotides long. It is a transcript of the gene Jhbp2, whose product is annotated as protein takeout. The record is from RefSeq and is a predicted model, not a curated record. The coding region runs from base 67 to 885 and encodes 272 amino acids. Lineage: Eukaryota; Metazoa; Arthropoda; Insecta; Diptera; Drosophilidae. The transcript has 6 exons.